CUAUAUAGGGAUUCACAUUUGGGAUGAACUCUUUCACAUGUUCGUCGCGUGUGGUCUUCAUAAACCCCGGACAUUGAUAUUGCCCCAUGGUUGUGCAAAGAAUUAUUUCAUUUUUGUACAGAACUGUUCCCGCUUUGGCUUUUCUUCGUCGUGACGCCAAGAUGGAUCAGCUUCUGGUAAGGUGUGUCGAAGGAGACGAAUUCAUGUCAAUCUCGUACAGUUACAGUGACAAACAGAGUAACAUGUUGCGGUCUCAAAUGGAAACCGCGGAGAAGUCUCUAUCGCGAUUGGCAAAUAAUGUCCGAAAACUGGGCAGACCCAAGAAAAAGAAUAAAAAGAUGAAGUGUGAACAAACGUCAGAUGCAACCAACCAGUCAGCUGAAGACAACUACAUAGUUUGCUCUCUGUUUGUCAAUGGUAGCAAAGUUGGUUCGGAUGUCUUAAACAAAGACGCAUGGGUUGAAGGUGCCAUUUUACAUUUGGGUAUGGCAAAGUACCGUGUUUGUCGCAACAUGCCAACCAUCCUGAGCUUAAAACUGCCCAAUUGCAUCUUAGUCGGCUGUCCCAUUUACCCUCGGGUAGAAUUUGAAUUUAUAAAGACUGACGCCUGUACAUAUACUUGGUAUCGAGAGGUCAGGCAAGAGUUGGGUGGAACUUCACAUGUAAGCAUUGGACCGAGCCAGACGUUUUCAUUAACCAGCGGUGAAGCAUCUGCAGAGUCUGUUCCCAUGGAAACCAAUGCAAGUGAAACAGCAAUCCAGAUCCCUGUCAUUAUCAACCCUUCCCUCUCGUCUCAAAUAAAAGGAUACGAAAAGCAUUGGGUAGAAAUUUCAAGUGAAAAGGUGUACAUGCCUCAGGCUUCUGAAUUGGGUGGACAUUUGAAGCUGGUGUGUACACCAAGUGACGGAGAACGGUUGGGGAGUGCUAAAGAAGUUGUGACUAUGUGUGAGGUGAAGAUGGCCCCUGAUGCCUUCCCGUUUGAGAAAAGACAUCAAUACACCAAGGACAAAACAUCUGACAACUGUUUCAGAGUUGUAUCAUACAACAUCUUGGCAGACAUGUACGCUGAUUCAGAUUUCUCAAGGGAUGUACUCUAUCCUUACUGCCCUAAAGAUGUCUUGGAUAUUGAUUACAGAGAACAGUUGCUGCUCAAAGAACUCACAGGUUACAAUGCAGACAUCAUGUGUCUUCAAGAAGUUGGAAGGAAAUUAUUUGAAUCUUCCAUGGAGCCUUCUCUCAAGAACUCAGGACUCGAUGGUCUCUUACGAUGCAAACAUGGCAACUUAGCUGAAGGAGAAGCCAUCUUCUACAGAACAGACAAAUUCAGAUUACUUGGCAGUCAUGAUGUAGCAUUCUGUGAGGUAUUACAGAAGGAUCCAUUACAUAGGAAUCUUCUUGAAGCAGUUGCCCGUAGUGACGCUAUGCUCAAGAGGUUUCUAGGCUUGGCUGCAGUUGUUCAGGUAGCUGUGUUUGAGCUUAUUUCUGAUCCAUCCAAGAGGUUGUGUAUUGCCAACACUCAUCUAUACUUCCACCCACGAGCUUCUCAUAUCCGCUUGAUCCAGACAGCCAUGAUUACUCAACACAUUCAGAAGGUCUGCUCAGUGUAUCAAGAACAGGACAAUCAGGUCAAACCAGCUGUUGUCCUGUGCGGCGACCUGAACAGUACGCCUGAUGGAUGUGUGUAUGAGUUUCUUGUUAAAGGAAGUUUGUCAGAGAAGUCAGUGGAUUGGUACUCAAGUGGAAAAGAGGAGUUCUGUGGAGGUGUUGCCCUAACUCACUCCCUGAAUUUCCAAGAUGCUUGUCAGGACAUUGCUUACACAAACCUUGUUGCAGGCUUCAGAGGUAAACUGGACCACAUCAUGUUUGAAGGAGACAAGAUGAAAGUAGAUCGUGUUAUUCCAAUGUCAACCCAUCAAGAAGUGACAAGGCAUGUUGCUCUACCUAAUGCUGUGUUUCCAUCCGAUCACUUAUCUCUCGUCUGUGAACUGAGUUGGAAGUGACAGACAUGCUGCUCUACCUAACGUUAUGUUCCCAUCCGAUCACUUAUCUCUCGUCUGUGAACUUAGUUGGAAGUGACAGACAUGCUGCUCUACCGAAUGCUGUGUUUCCAUCCGAUCAUUUAUCUCUCGUCUGUGAACUGAGUUGGAAGUGACAGACAUGCUGCUCUACCUAACGCUAUGUUCCCAUCAGAUCACUUAUUUCUCGUCUGUGAACUGAGUUGGAAGUGAUGAGACAUGCUGCUCUACGUAAUGCUAUGUUCCCAUCCGAUCAUUUAUCUCUCGUCUGUGAACUGAGUUGGAAGUGACGAGACAUGCUGCUCUACCUAACGCUAUGUUCCCAUCAGAUCUGUUACCUCUAGUUGUGAGUGGAGUUAGAUAAACAGAUCUUGACAGGAAACCACAGACAUUUCACAAACUUAUUCUAUAAUGCAUUUAACAUUGAGUUUUAUAAGUUAUUUUUGUGUUUUACAUUCAUGACCAUGUAUGACUCAAGUUCCCAAGUUUUAAGCCCAGCUUUUCAAAUCACCAGACAAUACUUGCAUGAUGUGAAUUAAAGAUGGAAAAACAUUAUAUGUGACCAGCUCUGGACAAAUAGGUAAUAAGUCACCAGAUUGAGGUUAUGAGCAUUUGAUAUGGCUGGAUUCUGUACAUUAAAAGCUAUAAUUUGAUAUAUGAAUAACCCCUAUAGUGUACAGCCUUCUGGAGAUAUGCAGACAUUUGUAUAUCCACUUUUGGGAGUUGCUACUGAAUGAUCAAUUUUUCAUCAAUAUUCAUCAUAUCCAUGUUUUUAGUCACAAAUUCUGAAAAUCUAAAUAUUAUAGAAGCUAAUGGUAAUGACCUGUUCUCCAAAUAGAACAGGUCAUUACGUGUUUGGGCAUUGCACAACCUAUUACCCUUUUUUUUGAAGAGGGGGGUCACUUAUAGUACACACUAAUUUGAGGACAAAGCAAAUCCAGUUUAAAUAUUCAAAGGUUUUUGUAAAACUGUUGUGCCAUUUACAACCUUUGAACUGAAUAACUAAUACUGAACUAGGGUCAAGAGAUUCAAAUUUGCCUUUGAAAAUUCCUUUUGGACUGAGAUCUGAAAAAGAAGUGAUUAUGAUAAAGGAAAUUAGACUUCAUAUUACAACUUGUGAUGUACCAGUGGUUAAUAAACAUUUAUUCAUUGAUUUUUUAUCUUAAA
Molecule: messenger RNA, 3182 nt
Organism: Acanthaster planci (crown-of-thorns starfish)
Lineage: Eukaryota; Metazoa; Echinodermata; Asteroidea; Valvatida; Acanthasteridae
Gene: pde12
Product: phosphodiesterase 12
Biological process (GO): nuclear-transcribed mRNA catabolic process, deadenylation-dependent decay
Cellular component (GO): mitochondrion
Molecular function (GO): 3'-5'-RNA exonuclease activity
Source: RefSeq, a predicted model, not a curated record